AUGAAGGAGCACACUGGAUAUGUUUGCUCAGUCUCGUUCUCACCGGAUGGUACUCGCAUCGCAUCUGGUUCAUGGGAUAAUACUGUGCGGGUGUGGGAUGCAGCCACGGGACAGCCAUUGGGUGAGCCCUUGGAGGGGCACACUGCCCUGGUUUACUCAAUCUCGUUCUCACCGGAUGGUACUCGCAUCGCGUCUGGUUCAGAUGAUAACACUGUGCGGGUGUGGGAUAGAGUGAACGUGCAACCAUCCUCAUCCCCCCGGUCCAGAGACUCAGAUCCCUCCGCAUUUUCGCUGCAUCGAAACACCUCAUCUCCCACCCAAGAAAGCCACAUCAUUCCACCCAACACUUGUAACGCUCGCCUGAUUUUCUUCUCUUCCAACCUGGAAUAUGCUCUGCCCAACCCCGCUGACUUGCUCGAAACCGCCUCACAUCAUGAUUCUCAUUCAACCCCUUUCUUGCUGCAGCCUAAUGGAUGGAUAAUGGGACCCAAUCAUCAGCUCCUUUUCUGGGUACCUCCAUUGUCCCGAUAUCCAUUUUAUUCUCCUGGUACUGCAAUUGUAAUCCCGAGAGGAGGCGUUGAGCUUGAUUUGAGCCAUAUGGCACAUGGGAUGCGCUGGUCGAGUUGCCGAGAUGCCUCCGCGUAA
This is a messenger RNA of Suillus discolor, 645 nucleotides long. Its product is annotated as WD40-repeat-containing domain protein. The record is from RefSeq and is a predicted model, not a curated record. NCBI's taxonomy places the organism in Eukaryota, Fungi, Basidiomycota, Agaricomycetes, Boletales, Suillaceae. Bases 1 to 645 code for a protein of 214 amino acids. The transcript is spliced from 2 exons. Gene Ontology annotation, molecular function: protein binding.